GAAUUGCACUUUCGGCAUGGCUAAUUUACCGAAAGUAUUACGACAAACCAAACCAUUUUUAGCUACUCGCCCCGAACUAUUCACUCAGCAAAUAAUUUUAUCAGACGGAGCUACUUAUACAAUGCGUACAACUUCUCCAAAAUUUCUAAUUAAAUUAAUUAAAGAUACCCGCAAUCAUCCUCUUUGGAAUCCUACGACACAAUAUGAUUCUCUAGAUGAUGAAAGUGGUCAAUUGUCGAAAUUUACUAAAAAGUUUGGAAACGAAGAAUAUGAUUUGGAUUUUAUGUCAAUAGAUGAGCCUAUACCUAUGAAUUCUAAUGAAGGUUUAGUUGAAAAAAAUGAAAAAAAAAUGAUGUCACGUUGGGUGACAUUAUAUCAAUUAUAUCACGUAACG
Messenger RNA from Scutellospora calospora, 394 nucleotides. The record is from the annotation of a GenBank genome assembly. Lineage: Eukaryota; Fungi; Glomeromycota; Glomeromycetes; Diversisporales; Gigasporaceae.